Sinocyclocheilus anshuiensis is the source of this 1361-nucleotide messenger RNA. RefSeq names its product ADP-ribosylation factor 3-like. NCBI's taxonomy places the organism in Eukaryota, Metazoa, Chordata, Actinopteri, Cypriniformes, Cyprinidae. The transcript is spliced from 6 exons. Gene Ontology annotation, molecular function: GTPase activity; GTP binding. The record is from RefSeq and is a predicted model, not a curated record. The coding region runs from base 81 to 626 and encodes 181 amino acids.
UGAAAUUAUCCGGUUGUUGGUCUCCGAGGUUGUCGUAUCUUCUAUAUUUUCCCAAUGCAAAUAAAGGCUAACCAACUAUCAUGGGGAACAUUUUUGGCAACCUUUUGAAGAGUCUUAUUGGGAAAAAGGAGAUGCGUAUUUUGAUGGUCGGGUUGGAUGCAGCUGGGAAGACCACAAUCUUGUACAAACUGAAGCUGGGAGAGAUAGUGACUACCAUUCCUACUAUUGGUUUUAAUGUGGAGACUGUUGAGUACAAAAAUAUCAGUUUUACAGUGUGGGAUGUUGGUGGCCAGGACAAAAUCCGACCUCUGUGGCGUCACUACUUCCAGAACACACAAGGUCUGAUCUUCGUGGUGGACAGCAAUGACCGUGAGCGAGGGAAUGAAGCCAGAGAAGAGCUGAUGAGGAUGCUGGCUGAGGAUGAACUUAGAGACGCUGUACUCCUUGUCUUUGCCAACAAGCAGGAUCUGCCAAAUGCCAUGAAUGCUGCAGAAAUCACAGAUAAGCUGGGUCUCCACUCCCUGCGCCAUCGCAACUGGUACAUCCAGGCCACUUGUGCCACCAGUGGAGACGGUUUAUAUGAGGGUCUGGACUGGCUGGCCAACCAGCUCAAGAACAAGAAAUGAGGCAGACCGGAUCCAAGAGGAACUGGUGUGGGCGAGGAGUCACCUGAGUGACAGCUCAUCAGGGAGCACUAGUGGUUUCCAAGUUUCUUUCAUUCUGUUUACAAGCUGAGACCAACAGGAGCCGGGUCAUUUCAGACCGUGCAACCCCUCGCUAUGUCCCACUUAACAGAUCCGUGAGAUGAUUGGGGAAGCGCCCAUGAUUCAUAUUCAUAUUUACUAGUGAAGAUAGACAUGUUUUGCUAUUCUCGUGUGAUUCAAACAUCUCAGUUUCUCGUGUCUCUACACUGUAAAUGUAUAAAAGACAUUAACGGGGAGUGAAUGAAAAGCUUUUACUUAUAUUAAUACUGUGGGAGUAACUCUUAAAUGCAGGUCAUUUAAACUAUAUUAACUGCACUGAUAGAUGAGAAACCUGUUGAUUCAGUUUCCUGAAAUAUUUAAAUAAAAUCAAGUGAAAUGUUAUUCAGAAAACAAUGAAGAAACAUGUUGUUUUUUGCUACAAUGGUGUUGUUUUGCUACUGAAAAUUAAAUAUCCAUUGUGAUUUAUUAUUAGCAUAUCAGCCAGACUUCAUGACUGUCAAUGAUUAUGCUCUUAUUGCAUGUAUUCACCAGUGUCUCUGCACAGGUUGCUGAGCAAGCUUUGGUUAGUGCUGUUGUAUGUAAAUAGAUAGAGGAUCUCUUGUCUUGGCAUGCGUAGUUAGUUUGCGACGAUUAAAUAGCACAUUGUUCUAUGUACAA